Blepharisma stoltei is the source of this 1464-nucleotide messenger RNA. Lineage: Eukaryota; Ciliophora; Heterotrichea; Heterotrichida; Blepharismidae. The record is from the annotation of a GenBank genome assembly.
AUGAUGCCUUCUCUACUCCCAGUGCUUCUUUUCUCACUGUUUAAUAUCAUUGAAAGUGUUAUUCUUUAUGAAUUUAUCCCAAACAAUGUAGGUAUAUCAAAAGUUGACCUUUAUAUGAAAUUCGGUCUAACUAAGGCACUACCAGCAGGCAGCAUGAUAGUAAUUGCGGCAGAUUUUGCAAGUUAUAUCUUAGCUAAUGGUAAUAUACAAGAUAACUGUUGAAGCAAUAUAGAUUAUGUUAAUUGCGAAAUAAGUAGCGGAAUAAUUCAACUCUAUACCUCGUCGAGCAUCCCUGCAUAUACUACUAUGACUUUUUAUUUUGACAAUAUAUUUGAUUUCACAUCUCAAACUCCUGGAGACACUGCAUUAGGAUUUUCAGUGACGUCGUCGUGGAAUGGGGUUACUAUAACAGAAGAUGCCAGCAAUACAAAUAUCGUCACGAUUGGAGCAAGCGUAGCUGAUACCUUCACUGUUUUGGGAAUCAGUGCAGAUAACCCAACAAUAGGGGAUAUGACUAAUUUUCGAUUUAUAUUUGCUACUAGUGCUGAUGUGAACCCAGGCGACAAUAUUUUAAUUAAAUUUGAUAGAGUUUUUAACCCAUGAAUUGCAGAGCCAGCAGAGUUAGAUAUUACGGAUAGAAAUGAUCAAAACUUUUAUCACGUAGACUGUAGUUCAGAUACAUUAGGAAGCAUUCAAUGCACAGCUGGACAUUGAUAUUUAAACGUAACAGGUGUAACUAAUACAAUAAACGCAGGAACUUUAUUCUAUUUAUCGAUAAAAAAUGUAUUGACACCUGAUUUAAGCAAUAUACAUUUUAGUCUUUAUAUUUUUAACUCAGCUAACCAAUUGAAAAUUUAUUGAAACGAUGCGGAUAUGAGCACAACAAACUCACUCCCCGCAAAUGCGAUUGAUAUUAAAACCGUAAGCCUUUCUGAUAAUUAUCUAUGGGAUACUUCUGACUAUUUUUUUGAGUUUUACCUUGAUUUUUCUCUCACUUUGACUAAUGAUUAUUCAUUUUAUAUUCUUUUUCCUCAGCAAUAUGAUUUUAAUUCAAAUAAUACAGCAAUCCCUUGCAGUGCUGCUUAUCAGGAAGAUGGAGGUUCUCUGACUACUUGAAUUACCUCACAAUCCUGCAGCUAUUACAAUAAUUAUGUAAUUUUCCGCAUCCCCUCGAAUUCAGGCUCUUAUUCAUUCUCCGCAACGACGAAAAUAACGAUAUCUUUAUAUGGAAUUGUGAACCCCAGAUGAGCACAAAUAAAUCCAUGGGGUUCUGCCUGAGGCGAUACAAAUUUUUAUGGGGACACUUAUUAUAUCAGUGAUAAAUUUGAAAUUGAGGUUUUCCAAGAAUCAUUGAGUGUAAUCGCAGGCAGAAGUUUUGGAUUAAUGCAUAGUGGAUAUGUUGGGCUGAGUAAGGCAGUUAAGCAAUUUGCAUUUAAAUAUCCUCAAGGCUGCAAAAUUUAUUAA